AUAGUUUUUCAAGAUGGCGAUAGUUGCCUAGCUGGGGUUCAAUGUAUCAUUAUUUAGUCAAUUCUUCACGUCUUACCGCGUCAUCCGUAUCAUAGAUGUCCCGUCUACACAAUUUGUACGUAACAUCUCGUCACUUCCUGCAGUCCUUCGCUCCAAAAAUAUCCGUACAACGGAUUUUCGGGGCUCGUUUUUUCUGCGAGAAUUCAACUCCAAGGCCUUCACCCAAAACAUCGGCGCAGACUUUUGGAGUUUUGUUAGACAUCGACGGAGUUCUUGUCAGGGGCCGGAACCCAAUCCCCGGAGCGAAAGAAGCCUUGAGACUGCUUCAAAAGUCGGAUGUUCCUACAGUUUUCUUGACAAAUGGUGGCCUUGAAAUGGAAAAGGAACUGGCGGAACAUCUUUCAGAUAGGAUUGGCUUUGAGGUACGAGAAGAUCAGAUGAUUUUAUCACAUACACCUCUAAAAAUGUUUGAUUGGCUUCACAACAAACAUGUUUUGGUAUCUGGUCAAGGAAGUGCUAAAGAAAUUCUUGAAGAAUAUGGAUUUACCAAGGUAUCUGAUGUUGAAGAUGUGCGAAGAGCAUAUCCAUUGCUGGACAUGGUAGACAGGGAACGUAGAUAUGACUUUGCUUCUCUUGGUUAUGCUCCUGAAGAAUUUCCACCUAUUGAAGCAAUAGUAUUGCUUGGAGAGCCAGUUAGAUGGGAAACAAAUCUUCAGUUGGUUAUUGAUAUGCUUGUUACCAAUGGAAGCCCAUCAUCUAGUGUGCUGUCUAUACCAAGCCCCCAUAUUCCUGUAAUUGUUUCAAAUACAGAUUUAAUAUACAUGGCGGAAGUUUCAUUACCCAGAUUUGGACAUGGUGCUUUCUUGCUUAGCUUGGAAAAUCUUUAUAAGAAACUGACUGGUCAAAAAUUGGUUUACUCAGCAUUUCUAGGAAAGCCAUACUUAACAAGUUACCAGUAUGCAGAAUACUGCCUGAAUCAAAACAGUGGAGGAGCAUCUGGCAAUCUGAGAACACUAUAUGCUGUUGGUGACAAUCUGGAUACAGACAUUUAUGGAGCCAAUUUGUGUCAUGAGUAUGUAAAGGUAUUUGAUGAUGGUAGUGAAAAUAUUAAUACUUAUGAACAUCAGCCAAAUGACUCCUCAAGUCAACUGGAACAGAAUACAUUCAAAUGGUUACCUGGGGUUAGGAAAGUAGAAUCAAUUCUUGUCCAAACUGGUGUAUCAACUCAAGAUAAUGACAACCAGCCUUCAACCAAGGAAGAUGCUCGCUAUUUACAUCGCGACACUCAUUUUCAUCCUCACUUGAGGAGAGCAAACCAUGUUGUGGAGAAUAUUGCCCAAGCAGUUGAACUGAUCCUAAAGCAGGAACAGAUAAAUUCCCAAUAAUGAUGCAACAAUGAAUAUGUAUAAAAUGGAGUGUUUGUAAAAUUAAAUACAUUUAUUCUUAUAAAUUCCCAGAAAAAUGAUGCAAAAUAUUUCAUAUAUUAUACUAACACAGUAUUUUUGCAAAUUUAUAACUUGUCUUCAAUGUAGGAAUGGUAGAUAGUAAUUAAUUAACUAGUAUAUAGAAAUAUACUGGUAAUGUGUCCUAAGGUAACCUGCUUAGACUAAUUUUAAAAUUUCUACUCUACACCAAAUUUCAGUGGGAAUGGUUUUUGAUUUGAUUAAUGGAGACAAAAUAACAUUCCAGUCGUGACUCAUUUAUUGCUUUAAAACAAUUUACUUGUGUAUUACAUCUAGUUAAGUAACUUUUUUUCAAAGUUUCAUUUGAGAAAAAUAAUGAUAUUUUCAAUCUAGGAUAGGGCUUUUUACUUUUAUUAUCAUAAUGGCAAUACUUAAAAAAUUUAUAUAUAUAUUUAGAAAUUCAACCCACAAAAACACAUUAUCGUCAGAUGAUUACAUUCUUAGCUUUCGAAUAUUCAUAGAAAUUUCAUGUUUUCAUUAUUAAUUUAUUUAAGAUGCAUCAUUGUUUUCAAAAAUAUAUUGUAUAGUGGUUAUAUUAUUUAUACAAUUAGCUCUGAGUGUUGGAAUUUUUUUUUAACCCUUUAACUCCUAAGAUCUCAUUAGUAAUUCUCCUUACUGUCUGCCUUAUAGUUCUUGUGAUGUUAGUUUGGAGAAUUUGAUAUUGGAUCAACUAAUAAUUCCCUAAUUAAUAUUUUUCUAUAUUCUCAUUAUUUGUCUGCUUGACACUGUAUUGAUAUUGUUAGGAGAAAUUCUGUCUUGGUCACUCUUGGGAGUUAAAGGGUUAAGGACAGUGUUGUGUUUCACAAGGUUUUAUUUAGAGGAAGAUGUUACCUUAAUUUUAAUCUGUUUUUAUUUCUUGGGAUCACAAUUUUGUGUUAAAUAUUUAUUUAAACAUGAAGAAUAAAUUGUUUUUAAU
This is a messenger RNA of Pocillopora verrucosa, 2379 nucleotides long. RefSeq names its product haloacid dehalogenase-like hydrolase domain-containing 5. Gene Ontology annotation, biological process: glycerophospholipid biosynthetic process. The record is from RefSeq and is a predicted model, not a curated record. Gene Ontology annotation, cellular component: mitochondrion. Lineage: Eukaryota; Metazoa; Cnidaria; Anthozoa; Scleractinia; Pocilloporidae.